This is a messenger RNA of Phialemonium atrogriseum, 6775 nucleotides long. RefSeq lists its product as uncharacterized. The record is from RefSeq and is a predicted model, not a curated record. Bases 366 to 6578 code for a protein of 2070 amino acids. NCBI's taxonomy places the organism in Eukaryota, Fungi, Ascomycota, Sordariomycetes, Cephalothecales, Cephalothecaceae. The transcript has 4 exons. Gene Ontology annotation, molecular function: protein binding.
UCUAAACAGUGACAUAGGUCGACGAGAAUGACCGACACCAGCCGGUAAACAGCUUUAGAUCAAGCAUCUGGGAUGGCUCCAGACCCUGCAUCUCGCAAGAUAUAUACCUAGGUCCUGUUCAGUUCGAGCACAAUCAACUUUCUCCCAAACAAUACAUGGCUUGAAUGUUAAACCCAGGCCUCAAUCAUCUAUACAACUCUUAGUCACAAGUAUGUUAGGUCUGCGCAAUAGCUUCCCUGGUGUGUUUCCACUCUCCCUUUCUGUCACGGCUCGAUCCUAACGCGAGUAUCCCAGGCCACAGACUUCAUAACAAUUUCAGCGCGAAAUCGCACUCACUAAACCCCGACGACAUCGACGACGACGACAUGGCAGAAAUCUCUAGCCGCGGAGCCAUGGACGGCAUCCGCAUCGGGCACCAGGAGUCCAUGUACGGGUGGUCCGAUAAAUUCCAAACAUCGGCCGAGCACAUCAGCUCGCCCGAGAGCAUGAGCUCGGCAAGCGACUCGGAGAAAACCAGGUCGGCCAGCGAAGAUGCGUAUUCGAUGACGACAUUGUCACGGAGGUCCACCAGAGCCUACUCGUUCCAGGCAAAUGGUAUCAAGGACGUGUACAUGGACAUCAGGCACAACCUGCGCAUGCUCGAUGAAUACACUUACACGGACAAGCAUUUCGAGCAGCUCAGCUACGAGUCUUACCGAAACUUUGUGGCCAACGAGCGACUCGUCCGCAUGCCGCGAAGGGGCAGCUUCGGGGACCGGGCGUUGCGUGCUGCCCAGAUCUUCGGCGAGAACCUGUGGAACUUUGGCGUGGCCAUUGAGCAUUUCUGCCCCGACACCAGGGCGGCCUCCGUCACCGGUCUCGCCAGCUGCCAGAUCCUGCUCGAGAUUGACAACAACCACAAGGCUUUGGUUCCCACUUUCCAUGCCCUCAAUGAGCUGGCGCUCUUGGUGUCGCAGUUAAUCCAGAUUGAAGACAUAUUCAAGCAGGAGUCAUCAAGCCAAGCUAGGUAUAGCACCGUUGAGCUGUAUUCGCAUCUGAUCCGCCUCAUUGGAGACAUUGCCAUUUACUACACGAAGAAGAUCGACAGCCUAUCGGGCGAUAGUGUCAAUGUCAACUUUGACUCCAUCUUCGGCGACCAGAUGGCCAACAUCGGAGGUCUCAGGGACAAAAUCGUCGGCGACAUCUGGAAGGGGAAGCUCGGACAUAAGAGCGAAGGGCUCACUUCGGUUCGUCGAAGUCUGAAAGAUGAUCUUCCAGCCGAGCCUUCUUUUCGCGAUCAGAUCACCGAGAGCAUGAGGCGUGCCGAGGACACGUGUGAGUGGUUCAAGAGCCACCUCGCCGAGUUUCUCCGCGGCACCGACAAGGUCUUUACGAUAACCGGCCCCGUGGGGAGCGGGAAGACGGUCCUUGCCCACUGGAUUACGGAGCGACUCCAGCGUCCGCUGGACCACGAGCGUUACUCAACUCUGCACCACACGUUCCCCUUCGACUCCCCGAAGGACGCCACCACCUUGUCCUUCUUGAAGAGCACCCUGUCCCAGCUUCUGGAGAGGAAUGUUGGAGAUGUCCAUUUGUACGAGAAACUCGUCACUGCCUUCACUGGGUUUGACGAGUCGAAGGACACCAGGAAACUGGAAUCGGGCCUGUGGACGGCCCUGGAGGCGGGGUUGUCCACAGCAGCGGACCGUGGGCAUCCGCUUGUCCUUGUCGUUGACGGGUUUGACGAAAUCACCGACGUCAGCCCUUCGGUCUUCCACAAGACACUGCGAGAACACAUUGGGAAGCAAAACACCACCCGCGCCAUCACGCUGUCGGGGCCGGCCCCCCACAUUACUGAUGGUAGCAAGCAUCUCAACCUCACUCGGGAUCUACUAGUCGAAGACAUCCGAGCCUUCCUGUGGCAGCGGCUAUCGGGCCUGAAGACGUUCAUGGCACUGAGUGAAUACUUGAGGGACCGAGCCGUGGAAGAUCUCACCCAGAAGGCAGAGGGCUCGUUCCUGUGGGCCACGAGCACCUCCGAUCUACUGGCGAAGCAGACCUCGGUUGAGCUGCUCUCGAAGACAGUCCAGGCCUUGAGGCCUGGCCUGGAUGGCGUAUUGCAGAAACUGAUCGCAACCCUCCCGCUGAAGACCGAGCCGACUCAUCGCUUGCUUACCUUCAUGCUUGUGGCCGAACGCCCAUUGGCCACCGCUGAGCUCUCUGAACUCCUUCAAGUCGAUAUUAAGAAGCGGGAGCUCGGCAAUGCUAUCGACUCAGCCAAGGAGCUAUCACGGAACUGCACCGGCAUUGCCACGGUGCAGGAUGGGCGGGCUCAUUUCAAGGCCAAGGCGAUCAAGGGCUUCAUGACGAAUCUGAUGGGCAAAUCGCUGCCUUCCAUGGAGGAAGGCCAGCGCCAGAUCACUGUGAGCCUGCUUCUGUAUGCAAAGCUGAGCUUGGUCGAUUCCUACGAGCCAUCAUUCGAGGAUCCGGAAUCGGAGCUCGUCGACAAAUACUUCCAAUCCUACCCACUCUUGGAAUAUGCCGUGACGAGCUGGACCCAUCAUUUCCGCUCUUCCAUUCCCUCGAUUGACAAGGAUGAAAUUUCCUUGACUUCCGAGUUCAAGGACAUAUUCCCCGACUCCGUUCUACUGGCUCAGCUUGAGAGCAGCUGCUGGGAGAAGCUCCCGACGGAGGAGCUCAUCAGUCGCCAUUCGCUUGCCCUGAAUAUCAGGGCGGCUUGCUUCCAAGACAAGGGCCUCUCGACUCUGCAGACGCUGAUGAAUUUGGGGAACAUCUAUUACACGUACACGCCCGAUGCAGCCACGGCGGCUCGAUUCUUCUACAGGGCGGCGAACCUCAGCCAACAUAUCCUCCCCCGGUCCAGCAACGUGACGGUCAUGUGCGCCGUCCGCUUCCUGCAGACCACGGAAGCGAUCAACUUCACCGAGCGCACGGAGCUGGCUACCUGGAGAAUCGGCAUGAUCGAGUUCAUGAUCGAGUUCUCCAAAACCAAGUAUGGCUCCAACAGCAAAGCCGUGCUCAAGUGGUACCAGAUGCUGGCUGAGCUGUACGUCAAUAUCAACGAGGAACACAACGCCGCCGUCACAUACAAGUCGAUCUACGAGAUCAUCGUCGUUCUCGAAGGCAAACACUCCCCCCGAGCAAAGGCCGUGGGCGAGCGGUUCCGCGGCAUGGACAUUGUCCUCCGAGGGCAGGGCAACAAGCAAGACAUCAAGGAAGUCGAAGACAUGCUGCUCGAAACAAGCGAGAGCGUGCAUGAAGGAGACACGGCCAAUAUCGACACCCGAUUGCAUCUGGUGUCUCUCUACAUGUCCCACCAGCAAUGGGCGCAGGCGGAGGAAACCUUGAUCGUCCUUUGGCAGCACAUCUCAGAGGCUUGCCGUGUCAAAGCCAAUUACAAGCUUCGCAUGAGCCAGCUCCAAGUUGCCACCGAGUACGCCAAGCUUCUCCGCCGGAUGAAGCGUGACGACGAGGCCGUGGGAAUCCUCACUUGUGUCUGGGUCGAAUACGAGAACCAAACAUUCGAGGAUACCGCCAUGACGUUGCACAUCAAGGAAAUCGGCGAACUGUUCAGGACAUUCGGCAUCUUAGACGUUGCCUUGACUGUCUUCUCCAAAGUGUGGACUUGGUUCAAGAGCAAGGGCAAGACGACGCACAAGGAGGCUGUCAAGACAACGACCCUGAUCACAGAGGUUGCGGACGAAAUCACCACCACCACCACCACUACCAUCGUCACAACUGAGUCGACGUUGGCCGUGCUCAGGGAGACGUACGAAAUCCACUACACCCGCUGCAAGGGCAGCCAAGUCGACGCCGCCUUCUUCAAGUCAUUCUCUUCCCUCGUCAAGGUCUACCUGAACUUGGAGAACUGGGCACAAGCUGAGACCGUCAUCAAGCAGGCGCUUGUGCUUACUUGGAAGGCUGUCCUCAGUGGAGAAGCCACCCUAAGACCGAGCCAGCAGUUCACCAACGAGACCCUCACAGCAGCGACGUACCUCGGCCUUUGCUACCAACGCCAGGGGAAGGUCAAGGAUGCCGAGGAAAUCUAUCUCCGAGUCUUCCGCGUGUGCUUGUCGUCGUUCAACCCCGAAGACAAGCGAGUCCAAGACUCUCUUGUGAACGUCGUCGGGUUCUACACGGAGCAAAACCGGCAGGACAAGAUCAUCGAUGUCUACAAGGAGCUUCUCGACAAGUACCGCAAGCACCUGGGAGCUUCCCACAAGUCGACAAUUGAACUCUUGUACACGCUGGCGUCCAAGUGCAGAGGCCUCAACCGCAAAGAGGAGUACACGUACUACGCCGAGAUCGUCACGGCGCUGAGCAAGUCCAAGAAAUACUGCCACCCCGACGCCCAGAAAGCCGCCCUGAUGCUGAUCGACCACUACUACGAAGAGCAGUCUUGGUCCGAACUCCAGCACAUCUGCUCCCUUCUCUGGCAGAGCUUUGUGAACCACCACGAGGAGUGCAGGUUUGAAGAGCACCAGAUUGAGCUCCUCUAUUCGCGAUACUCGCAUGUUCUGCAGUCGCACGCCAACGUCGACUACUCGGCUCUCUACAAGUUGGCGCAGGAGUACUACUCAACAUCAUCGACCGUGUUUGGCUCCUCGUCCAGCAUUGUGCGCAAGGCCAUGUUUUCGUAUGCCGAGGUCUGCGAGCGCGACGAGAAGCAUUAUCAGGAGUCCGUGUCGGCUUACGAGGACCUGAUCAAGUGGAUGAGCACGACACAAUUGGAGACGACCGCUGUCAAGGAGACAGAAAUUGCGACCAUGAAGACGAGACUCUCAACGGUGUACUUCAGGCUCAUCACCUCGGGCACACAGAUAUCGACCACUUCCGUUGAGCGAGCCAUUACCCUGUUCCUAGAGGCCCACACACAAUUAGUGGCUCGGCUUGGAUUCUGGCACGAGUCUACAUUGGCCAAGCUCAGGGAGACCGUCCUCCUCUACCAGAAGCUGGACAGCAACCGGUCCCGCGCAAACAUCUCUCAGCUCUUGCAGACCUCCUUCAUGGGCAUACUCACCUCCUCCGUCACCUCGGUGCAGCUCUUCACGGCCGCGUCGACACUGGCUAGCAUCUACGUUUCCGCAGGGCUGGUCGAGGAGGCCAAGGACCUAACCAUCCAAGUCCAACACCUCAUCGUCCUCGGUGACUCAUUCGACUCAGCAGGCAUCACGCUCAAGCCGGAAGCCACCAUCGGCAAAGGCGGAUUCGCCUUCCUCACGGCCUUCGCCCAGAACCUCUCGCAGGACGCGACAUGGACACACUCCGAGUCCAUGGCGCUCCGCCUCGUCGAGAUGUCCCUGUACGAGCAGUACGCCCGCGCCAUCGCGGAGGAGGAAGAGACCGCCGGGGACGACGCCGCCCGGACCGGCAUCCGAAAGGUCCUGGAGCGCGGCGGCAGGCUGCGAGCCCUGUGGCACGAUCCCAAGAUGGGCGACCACACGUCGCUCGUGCGGGCGCUCGACCAGCGCAUGUUCCAGCUGUUCAAGGCCAAGUACGGGAAGCAGCUCGUCGGCGCCGAGGACAACGCGGCCCGCGAGCUAUAUCUCGCGCUUGUCGUCGGGCUCGGGCGGACGCAGUCCAAGGUGGAGAUCUCGGAGCUGUCGUGCAGGGCUGGCAAUGAGAGGGUUGUGCAGCUGCUCGAGAAGGGGGACUUCAAGCGUGCGAAUCAGGUCGCGCGGUGUGUCUUCAACUUUGGAAACAAGCAGGGAUUCUACCACGACAUCCACAACCUGCAGUACGGGUACAGAUUGGCUGAGUACAUGGCUGGAAUUGACGUUCGAGCACCCACCGAUUCCAAGCUGCGCGACGAGAUGGCCAAGACGUCGAGGGAGAUCACAUCCACGGUUAUGGAAAUCUUCCGCGCCGAAGGAAUCGAGUUUGUCAGACUCAAGUUCAAGGAUAUCGCCGCCAUAGUGCGACUGCUUGGAGCUCAGCACGAUUACAAGGAUCUCGAGCACAUCCUCCUCGAGCUCUGGCACUCGCGCGAAGUCCGCGACUGGGACCCAUCCCGCGUCCUCAGCAUCGGCCGCCUCCUCGUGCACGCCCACCAGGCCAACCACAACCUCGCCGCCGCCAUCUCCAUGUGCGACCGCCUCCGCUACAACCUGCACCGCAGCAAGGGCCGCCUCGACCCGGCCUCCCUCUUCGCCUCGGAGCUUCUCGCCGCCCUCUACACCACCGGCGACCCGGCCCGCCCCGCAGAGACAAAGCGCCCCGACCGCGCCAUGGCCAUCUACGAGGAGGUCCUGCGCGAGGUCGACGCGGCCUGCGCACACCAACACCGCCGCCCCGGAGACGCCGAGUCCAAGGCAUUGGCCGCCACGGCGACGCGUUACCUCGACCUCCUCCGGCGCGCGCACCUCCGCAUGGGCGGGGGCUGGACCAAGGACAGGCGAGAGUUUGAGGAGCUGCAUGGCAGGUUGGCGAGCAGGCUGGGGUUGCGGGUGCAGGGGCCGGACGCGUGGGCUGCCGAGGGACGUUCGGGGCAACAGGUGGAUGCGCUGGGCACGUAUGAGCCGCCCAAGGAGUGGCGGUUGGAUGAGGGGCUGUUCGGGGAGGAGGUGCGGGCAAAAUGAAGGCCGGGGUUGGCUGGCUGAUGCUGGCCCCGGAAAUAGCUGUCUGGCUGCAGUUCUGCUCGGCGCUGUCACUCGUUUGUAUAGCUGUUGCGUUGACCGCGGAGACGGACUAGUGUUUUUAUGUAUGCUCAAGGUUGUUUUGUCUUGGUUGGAUCAGAGAUUGCAAAUAGUAAUGUUUCAAAUCAAUUCCCAUGAAU